CACACAGUUCCACACGUGCAAUAUUUACGAAAUAUGCGCAAUCUGAAGCUGCAAUACUGCAAUGAGCUGGAUGCAGUGGCCCAUCCCCGGCGUCUGCUCCUGCAACCGGAACUAAAUGGCGGCGCCUCGGACACAUCCUUCGUGGUGGCCGACAACAAGGUAUACGCGGUUCAGGAGUCCGGAGAUGUGCCACCAAAAGUCAUUGCCGAUUUGCCGGACAUAGUGGGAGCAGAGUUUUUACAGCUGGACAAUGCGAUCUGCGUGGCCAGUGGUGCUGGUGAAGUGAUCCUGGUCGACGCCCAAACAGGGGCCACCAGCGAGGGAACGUUCUGCGACGUCGGCAUAGAGAGCAUGGCCUGGUCGCCUAAUCAGGAAGUGGUGGCCUUCGUUACCCGCACUCACAACGUGGUGUUGAUGACCAGCACUUUCGACGUUAUAGCAGAGCAGCCACUGGACGCAGAACUAGCCCCAGAUCAGCAGUUUGUCAAUGUGGGAUGGGGCAAAAAGGAGACGCAGUUCCACGGAUCGGAGGGUAAGCAGGCUGCGAAGCAGACUGCAUCAGAUUCUACCGUCAGCCACGACGUACAGGAACUUAAUCAGGAUGUAAGCAUCUCAUGGCGAGGCGAUGGAGCCUUUUUUGUGGUGUCUUUUGUGGCAGCCCAAUUGGGUCGCACCUUUAAGGUGUACGAUAGCGAAGGAAAACUUCAUCACACAGCCGAAAAGAGUGCAAAUCUAAAAGAUGCUGUUGUCUGGCGGCCAACGGGUAAUUGGAUUGCCGUACCCCAACAGUUCCCCAACAAGUCCACCAUAGCCCUUUUUGAGAAAAAUGGCUUGCGACAUCGCGAACUGGUCCUUCCCUUCGAUCUUCACGACGAGCCAGUGGUGCAGCUGCGCUGGAGCGAGGACUCCGACAUACUAGCCAUUAGGACAGCUACCAAAGAGGAGCAGCGAGUGUACCUGUAUACAAUAGGCAACUACCACUGGUACUUGAAGCAGGUGUUGAUUUUUGAACAAACAGACCCGCUGGCACUGCUCCAUUGGGACACGCGGGUUGGAGCCGAACACGCACUUCACAUACUUAAGAAGAGCGGCAAGCAUCUCGUCUACCGCUGGGCAUUUGCCGUAGAUCGAAACGAUGCUGUCGUGGGAGUCAUUGAUGGUAAACGCCUGUUUCUUACAGAUUUCGACGAGGCCAUUGUACCACCACCCAUGAGUCAGCACGUCCUUAAUACACACAGCUAUAUUAAUGUCUUCACAUCACACAUUACCACCAUGUGUGUAUACACCAGCUAUCGUCAAAUACACUUGUUUGAGAACAUCAAGCAGUUCAGCGAAGAGCGGGUCAAAACGCUUGUGCCAGAUGCAGAGCUUUCUCGAUUGCAGCUGGCCAAUCUGACCAUUUUCUCGAAACACUAUCUGCUGGCCACUCACAGCUCAGCGGGGUCCACACGCCUGCUCCUGUUGUCCUAUAAGGAUGAGGUCAACGAGCAAGGCGAGCCGUGCUAUCGAGUGCAGAGUUCUCUGCGGAUCAACGGAUUAGUGAAUGCUGUUGCAGUCGCAGCGCAUGCUAUGGAUAAGUUUUACGUGCAAACAGUGAAUAAUGGUCACACAUACGAGGUGUCUCUUCAAGCGGACAAGACUCUUAAGGUGGAGCGAACUUAUGUGCAGUUGGCUCAGCCGGCUGACCAUAUAGAUUGGGUUAUCAGCGACGGAUCCAUUUGGGAUGGCUACACAGGCUGUCUCGUCACCCUGCGCAAUCAGCAUCUGCUCCAUAUAGACGGCCAUCACAUUGGCGAGGACGUCACUUCCUUCUGCGUAGUUGGAAAUUAUCUUGUAUACACCCAGAUAAAUGCGAUGCACUUUGUUCGACUGAAGGAUCGCCGCCAAGUGGCAAGCAGGAACAUUGAACGCGGUGCCAAGUUGGUAACGGCAGUGGACCACAAAGCACGUGUUGUGUUGCAGUUGCCGCGCGGAAAUCUGGAGGCCAUUUGCCCGCGUGUGCUUGUCCUCGAGUUGGUCGGUGGCCUUCUCAACGAAAAGAAAUACCAGAAGGCUAUGCAGAUGGCGCGCAAGCAACGUAUUAACCUGAAUAUCAUUUUCGAUCACGAUGUAGAGAAGUUCGUGGUCUCAGCGGACGACUUUCUGCGAGAGAUCAAAGAAUCUCAGUGGCUCUGUCUGUUCCUCAGUGAGUUACAGAAUGAGGACUUCACGAAAGGAAUGUACUCCAGUAAUUAUGAUGCGGCCAAACAGAUAUAUCCCUCCGAUUACAGGGUUGAUCAGAAGGUGGAAUACGUGUGUCGGCUGCUGCUACGGCAAAUGAAUGAGGAGGAUAAACGUUUUCGUAUGCCUGUGAUCACCGCCUAUGUAAAGUUGGGCUGUUUGGAACCGGCUCUCCAGCUGAUUUGGAAGGAGAAGAAAGUAGAUGCGUCUCUUGCAGACCAAUUGCUGCAAUAUCUUCUUUAUUUGGUGGACGUCAACGACCUGUACAAUGUGGCCCUAGGCACUUACGAUUUCGGGCUUGUUCUGUUCGUGGCUCAAAAGUCACAGAAGGAUCCGAAGGAAUUCCUUCCCUAUCUUAACGAAUUAAAGGCAUUGCCUGUAGACUAUCGCAAGUUCCGGAUCGAUGAUCAUCUUAAAAAAUAUGCUUCGGCACUUUCACAUCUUGCUUCCUGCGGAGAGGAGCAUUACGACGAGGCUUCGGAGUUUAUCCGUAAGCAUGGCCUGUACACUGAUGGCUUGGCGAUUUAUCGGGAGCACAAAGAGUUCCAAAAGACAAUAUACGUGGCCUAUGCAGAUCAUCUUAGGGCCAGUGCCAAACUGGAUAACGCCAGUAUCAUGUACGAACGAGGCGGUGAGUUGCAGCAGGCGCUACUAAGUGCAAAACACACUCUCGAUUGGCAGCGUGUUCUGGUGCUGGCCAAAAAGCUGGGUGAACCUUUGGAUCAGGUGGCCCAGUCGUUGGUGGGACCAUUGCAACAGCAGGGUCGCCACAUGGAAGCCUACGAGUUGGUAAAGGAGCACUGUGACGAUCGAAAGCGGCAGUUGGAUGUGUUGCUUGAGGGCCAUCUGUACAGUAGAGCCAUUUACGUGGCGGGUCUGGAGGAUGAAGAUGUUUUAGCAGAAAAAAUCGAGCCCGCUUUGUUAGCCUAUGGUACUCAACUACACAGCUCCCUGCAAGCCGAUCUUGAGCUCUUCCUGGAUUACAAGCAGCGGCUUUUGGACAUCCGGCAGCGCCAAGAAAAAUACGGUGUGGGGAAUAUCGAUGCCAAUGUGGAUCUGGAGGAGGUGGACCUACUGUCGGACACCACCAGUCUUCACUCUUCGCGAUACAGCGGUACUUCACGAGGGACAGGCAAGACAUUCCGCUCAAGCAAAAACCGACGCAAGCACCAACGCAAGCUGUUCAGCCUGAAGCCGGGCAACCCCUUCGAAGACAUCGCGCUCAUCGAUGCGCUGCACAACCACGUCACGAAGAUAGCCCAACAGCAGCAGCCUGUGCGUGACACAUGCAAAGCGCUACUACAGCUCGCCAAUGCUGCGGAUGCAGAUCCCCUGGCAGCGGCACUGCAGCGUGAAUUCAAGACACUGUUGCAAGUGGUGAAUGCGGCGCUGGACGAGAUCUGGACGCCUGAACUACUGGGCAACGGAAUGAUGGCGCAGCACCUCACGGGACCCAAUGUAGAUUAUCUCGCACUGCAGAAGGAGCAGCGCUAUGCCUUGAUAAGUCCCCUGAAGCGCUUCAAGCCCCAACUGAUUGUGAUGGAUGAGCAACUCGAGAUCCUCCAGUGAAUCAUCGCCGGGAUCAUUGGAUUUGCGUGCUGCACUCAUCCCGCCCCCAAACCGUAAUCGUCUCAGCCUUCCCACUGUUUACUUUCACUGCUUUCAAAAUAAAUGUAGCAUUGAAAUGCUAA
Drosophila teissieri is the source of this 3911-nucleotide messenger RNA. RefSeq names its product putative elongator complex protein 1 (gene Elp1). Gene Ontology annotation, molecular function: tRNA binding; protein binding. Lineage: Eukaryota; Metazoa; Arthropoda; Insecta; Diptera; Drosophilidae. Gene Ontology annotation, cellular component: cytosol; elongator holoenzyme complex. The coding region runs from base 34 to 3789 and encodes 1251 amino acids. The record is from RefSeq and is a predicted model, not a curated record. The transcript has 6 exons. Gene Ontology annotation, biological process: tRNA wobble base 5-methoxycarbonylmethyl-2-thiouridinylation.